AAUGGAUACGCAGGAAGAAAUACUGUGCUACGAAAAAGUUGGGAGCUUUUGGAUUUCCCACAGGCACUAGCUACAAGCUUUGAAUGGGUUCGACAGCUAAAGUACCAGUGUUCGCGACUACUAGUUUGGGCACCAACAUUGCAAUCGAUGUAUCUCCAAAUAUUACUGCUGGAGAUCUCAAGAGUGAAAUCGAGAGAGCUCACUUGAAUUGCUUCCCCAAAGUUGGGGAGAUCAGGGCAGAUGGAUUAAUGCAGGUGAAGAAAAAAUCAUUCUUCUACCUCCUUCCUGAUUCUUUGCCCAUAAAGCAUGUUUUUCAAGGGGCAAAAGGAGCAUGGUUUAGUCACAUUGAAGUGUGUUCUCAGAGGGUUUCUGAUAAGUUGGGUUUGUCAGAAUGUCUUGCUGCUGAAAUCAGGGAUCAAACCUCUAAUAGUUGCAACAUUGCUGAUUCCCUUCAACCUGAAAACAGUUUAUCAAGUGCUAACAUGAAUAAUUCGAGUUGCAGACGAACCAAAAGAGGUACAAAGAGAAUUCCACGCCUGAAAUCUGUACUUCAAUUGGCUUUUGGAAGGGUCCAUCUUUCAAAGAGGAAGAAAAGGAAGAGGGUAAAGAAAAAUUACUUUCUACAUCCUACAGUGGAAGGACUUGAGGAAAGCCUCAGUGUUGGAAAUGAAGGAGAUAUUGCUAAAGAGAGAGAAAAUUUUGCUUCUAUUACUGAAGGUGAUCUGAAUGAGGUGCGGAAAUCAAAUGCAUUAUUGGAGAACCCUAGUGAGACAUUUUCAGAAACUGUGUCAGUUUCAGGCAUCAUCAAGAAAUACUUUUCUGAUUAUGAGGAGGUGACAUUUUGUUCUAAUUAUACAUCUAGAGCUUACAAAAGUCAAUGUAUAGAGCAACUGACGGCUGCGACAAAUGAUAAUUGCUCAGAGACAAAAGCUAGUGUAAUGCCACAGUUUACACCUAAAACUCUUCCAAGAAGUUUACCUUCUCUGUUGCCUACUGACCGAAGUUGCAAAACCUCGAGGAAUAAAAUUAAGAGACCUGAAGUUGGGAAGCGUCUUGUUGUGGCCUCAAAUAAGCUUGGUAUUUCUGCAAGCAUGCGAAAAUCCGCCACUGGUCUUUGUGGCCGUAGAGAUCGAAAAUUAAUGGUGCCCGAAUCUUCUUCCCUUGUUAGAAGCUUAGUCUUUGAAGUCAGUGACAGUGAUGAAUGAUCAAACUAAAUGGAUGCACUCACUGCAGCAAAACACUUAGUAGUUCUUAUAAGGAGUCUGAAGGCUUCCCAUGAAGAACCUCAUUGAACUAAUUAUAUAGUGCAGGGGUAGUUGGCUUUGUCCCUGAUCAUUGAAUAUUCUUCAUCUUGACCUUUUAAUGAUGAUCUUCCUUAAUUGCAAUCGCUUCCAAGAGCAGGUAAGAUAUUUUCUUGCUGGGUGGGAGCUGAAAAGAUUGAAACUUUGAGCCUUGAGGACUUCUGGACUAAGUCUCCCGUAAAUAUUUCGUUCGGUUGGAGACUCGAGACCCUUCUCAGGCUCAGCUUUUGGUCUGGGUACCAUUCUUAUGCAGUACAUUAUGCAUCAACUGAAGUGUAUCGAAAGAGUUAUUUGUGUGUUGACGAUUCCUCUUCGUCUCAAUAGCCUAUAUCCAAUGUAGGAUUUUGGUGAGACGAAUCAGUUAUUUGGAAUGAUGCUCUGGGUUGUGUGGGACUUCACCAAUCCUGUUUCUGUAUCAUUCUUUCUUUCUUUUAGUUUCACUAUAUCAUCCGGUUUUGCGCGGAAUAUAUGACUGGUGUUUUGUGUUGCUUGAACACUUUUGUUGAGUUUUGUGCCUGAAAAAUGUAGGUAAUGGGGAAUGGCACCAUGAAGAUUAGAAUUUGAUCUGGAUGUUUCCACUGUUGUAUAAAGUAUGAAAGUUUUUCUGGUAGACCUUGUUGGCCAAUGACUUCUUGUGAUUCUUGCAUCAUCUUGUGAAAGUUGAUUUGUAUCA
Molecule: messenger RNA, 1974 nt
Organism: Rhododendron vialii
Lineage: Eukaryota; Viridiplantae; Streptophyta; Magnoliopsida; Ericales; Ericaceae
Exons: 3
Coding region: 84-1205 (373 amino acids)
Source: RefSeq, a predicted model, not a curated record